This is a messenger RNA of Adineta ricciae, 1374 nucleotides long. NCBI's taxonomy places the organism in Eukaryota, Metazoa, Rotifera, Eurotatoria, Adinetida, Adinetidae. The record is from the annotation of a GenBank genome assembly.
AUGAAUCACUAUAAAUAUGUCAGAACGGUAAAGGAGCAACAAGCAGAACGAGAAAGACAACGCCCAAUACGCUACAAAUUACCAAAAAUGCUCGUUGAAUUCGUUAAUUCUUAUGGAAGUAUUGAAAAAUGCCGACGAUAUUAUUUGUUUGGAGUUAUCUUUUUGAGUUUUUUCAUUGUAAUUCAAUUUCAUCAAACAUGUUCAAUAAGAAAAUUUCAUUCUUAUUCGAUUCCAAUUAUUCAUAUUGAAAUCAAUUUACCUGAUCAUCAAAGUGAAAUUCGUUCGAAAUCUCUCGAUAAUCAAUGCAAUCAAAAUAAUUCAAUGAAAUCUGAUUUAACAAAAUCUUCAUCUAUUCAUUUAACUCGAGUUUAUCCUUGGCUUCACGCAGCACUUUUUCCCAUUCAAUCUCAAUCAUUAAUGUACUGUGCAAUUCCAAAAGUAGCAUCGAAAACACUCGUCUCACUCAUGAUUUAUGUUUACGUUCGAGAUACAAUUCAAAAUCUCACUCGAAAUGGAACAAAACCUUAUAUCGAUCAAACACAAACUCAACAAUAUAUUAAUAUUCCAAGAUUAAUCAAAGAAUUGAAUAAAAAUGGAAUAACUGUCGAUGAAAAAAGUCAAGAAUCGAAUUCUUUAUUAUCAUUAAUCGAAACUUAUCUUCAUAUUCUUCGUUUCGAAACUGUUAAUGAUAGUUUACCAUCCAUAUUUUUAAAUCCAUGGAGAUUUAGUAUCAAAGAUGUUUUCCCGCAAGUUCAUUUUACAAGUUUAAAAAAUCUCUCUGAUAUUUUCUCACCAUCAUUCACUCGUGUUUUAUUCGUUCGUCAUCCAUUUGAACGUUUAGCUUCCGCAUAUAAAGAAAGAAUUGCAACUUUAGACAAAGAUCGAAUUGAGUCUGAACCUUAUUAUGAUAACGUAAGAAAAACAAUUUGUCGUCGAUUUUCUAAACGAAAUCGGAUUCAACAUUUGCCACGACCUAUUAUUGAUCAAUGUUUACAAACUAUUCCUUCAUUUGAAAAUUUUGUUCAAUAUAUUCUGAUAAAUACUGAAACUUCGUUUGGAAUUGCUCGAAUGGAUAGACAUUGGCAACCUUAUUCAACUGUUUGUCAAGUAUGUAAAUUUCAAUAUAAUUUUAUUGGAAAAUACGAAACAUUUGACGAUGAUUUUCAUUUAUUACUUAAACGUCUUAAUGUUUCCGAUUGGAAUAUUAAAAGAAGACGAAGAACAUCAGGUCAUAAAACAGGAGACUAUCAACAAUUAUAUUCAGCAUUGCUUGAUCAUCUCAUUUGUCAAUUGAAACGACUUUAUAAAGAAGAUUUUCAAUUAUUUAAUUAUCGAAUUGAAGAUUAUGUCAAUCGAACACAAUUAAUUUGUUAA